CAAUCGCAUAGCAACUUUGAGUGGCUGUCAAGUGUCAAUUUUUUUUAACGCCAAUUAAAGUUAUCAAAAUUUUAGUGAACAUGAAGUGUAUUAAAAUAUUUUAAAUGAAAAUGGAAACCCAAACAAGAUCCACCCCACAAGAAUCUAAUUCGACCACAUCCUCAACCUUCAGUUUAGACAGGACCUCGCUUUCUGGUCAUUGUACUUCAUUCACGUUAGAUGUCGAGUACCAAUCCAAAACUCAGCAAACCGUUGAGUGCUCUAAAGUUGUCAACGACAUCCAAGUACAAUGUGCGCUGUUAAUGGAUGGCAACACCACAACGGUUGAAGGUGACGAACUAAUUGGUAGACUGACCAAGCAAAAAAUUGCUCCGUCGCGAGUGAUCAAAGCGCUAAGGUGGUACCUGCUGAAAUAUGGUCGUGGCAUUUUCAUCAAUCGUGGAAUGCAAGCCGGCUUACACUUGGAUGUUAAAAACACACCAUCGCCAAACGAACUUCUAGAUAACGUAUACUCAUCACUUCCCGAACCGUACAUUGCAAACACCAAACCAUCACAAAGCUUGGGAUCUAUCAACAAAAAUGAAUCUCAAGAAAUCCCACGCAGAAGAAGUACAUCACUCGCUACUGUAACCAGCGUGUAUAGCGUUGUGCCUAAAGACGUGGAUCGCAUUAAGAAAUCAAAGCAAAGAUUUAAAAGCUGUAUACCAUUAGCAAUAAAAACCACUUCCAAGAAAUCAAAAGCACUUGUCAAAUCCACCCCGCUCUCCCAUUUACCAGUUCGACGCGGAUUCGAAACGAAAGUUCCAAUUUACAGCAACACCCUAGAAGGGGUUUGUAAAACAGUCGAUUUCUCAUCACAAAUCGACUUGAAACCCAAGUACUUGAUAACGCAAUCGACUGAAACCCAUGAGCACGUUCAACAGUUUAGCCAAACUGAUGUACCAAACCUUGAGAACAAUUUUAUCGAGAAAAUUCAUGGAGUAUUUAAUAAGGGAAGCACCGUGUGGAUUGCCAUAAAGCAGUCACCUUUAAGUAGCUUCUCGAUUAAGAGCAGCUGUUCGUUUAGUCACCAUGUGGAUGAAAAGUCCCGGCAGGUGGGACACGUAGAGUUUGCUUCAAGCAUGGAGACCGUUGUGUGUAAGUACAAGAAGUCGGACAGUGAAAAGGUAAAACCAGAAUCCAAAAUUGAGGUGAACCCUUGGAACCUAUCUCCCUCGUUAAUGGAUCGAGUGCGCUGCUAUACGUCCUUGUCUAAUGUACCAACGGAUGAUCAAAGGAGGAUGUUGGGUCGCUGCCAGGCUCAAUCAAGGAGCCGGCUAGUCUAUUACGGAAUGGAUCAGAAGAAAUCCCUAAGAUUGCCGCAUAGUGUGGGGAAGUCGUCGAAGGAACGAAACUCUCGAACUAAGAGGAUGGCGCAGUCGGAUCCCUCACUUUUUGGAAUUGUUCGCAAGGAACGCACUACUGGGAGUGGAAAAGCACUUGUACGAAAAACUUCGAAACGUACCACACUAGCGUUGGCGCAUAAGGCGGUUUCAGGGACAGACAUCGAUCUUUCUUCCUAUGUGCAAGAACAGCCGCGAGCAAAACAGAAGGUUCAGGUAUUGUACCAAAGCGACGCCUCCACGCUUACUGUAAGAAAGAAAGGGAGCAAGGCGCAAAUGCAAAAGUGGGAAAAGAGCAUCGUGCAGACCGAGAAGACCCUCCACAAUUUAAGGCAGAAGAUAACGCAUUUGAAUGAGUUGCUGAAACGCGGAGGUAAGGAAGAGAUGUUGGGCAUUCACUAUUUUAACAGCGCGAAACGUUGCGUACGGAAGUCGACAUGUCCUAAUGUAACCCGUUCCAUGAUGUGCCAGACUACUCGGCAUGCAAGUAGCCGUAACUACCAGAGGCGCGCGGCGGCGGAAGAAAGAGUUGAAUGUCACAAUCGCCAAAGGUGCCAGUGCAUGAAGGACCCGCCUGAGAAUUUUCCGCACGUUCCCUCGGUGCCCCUACACUUAUUGGUGCCCCAUAGUGUUAUAUAAAGAAAAUAAACGUUUAGGUUGUUUAUUUGCUAACGUGUUAUGUACACAGAUAUUACAACAACUAUGAUCUCGCAAAGAAUUCUUAUAAAUUAUCACAAUAAAAAUGUGCCUGAUGGUUAAAUAAUA
Molecule: messenger RNA, 2147 nt
Organism: Photinus pyralis (common eastern firefly)
Lineage: Eukaryota; Metazoa; Arthropoda; Insecta; Coleoptera; Lampyridae
Exons: 3
Coding region: 105-2021 (638 amino acids)
Source: RefSeq, a predicted model, not a curated record